Molecule: messenger RNA, 1088 nt
Organism: Andrographis paniculata
Lineage: Eukaryota; Viridiplantae; Streptophyta; Magnoliopsida; Lamiales; Acanthaceae
Exons: 2
Coding region: 43-981 (312 amino acids)
Source: RefSeq, a predicted model, not a curated record
UUCUCAAUUUUUGCAAAAAAAAAAAAAUCAUUUUUAUUUAUAAUGGGCGAAAUGUCUUCUCUCUGGGGCUUUUUAGAGAAUCAGGACAUGGAGCAAUUAGGGCAGAAAUUGCUAUGUACGACUCUCGAAUUGGAGAAAUUGAAAGCUGAAGCUGUCGGGGAAAUGAGCAAAAAUAAUGAAUACAUUAAACAUUUAACGCUUCUUCUCAAAUACACACUUCACGAGCGCGACGAAGCCCGGAAUCAGCUCCACAGCCUCCUCCACGGCGGCGCGGCGGCGGCGCCGCCGCCUCCGCCUCCGCCGUUCUCCCCCGGACCGGUAUUUCUCGACGGCGUCAAACCCAAUUCCGCCGUUUCCGAUUGCAACAGCCCCUCCGACGCCGCCGUCAACCGCCGCUCCCACUCCUCCUCCCCCGUCGACUCCUCCUUCUUCGACGGCGCCGUACCGUCGCCGGGAAUUUCCAACAUCAAUUUGAUCGGCGGGGCGGCGGCGGCGGCGGCGGAUGUCCAUGAAGUCAACCGUAGGGUUUUGGUCAACGAGUUUGACCACGCGUCGCUGAUCAUCGACGGUAUUGUGAAGGGCCGGGCCCUGCCGGAAACAGGCCGGUUCUUGCAGGCGGUUCUCCACGCCGGUCCGCUUCUGCAGACGCUGCUGGUGGCGGGGCCGCUGCCGCGGUGGCGGAAUCCGCCGCAGAUUCUGGCGUUGCAGGUCCCGCCGGUGGUGGGGGUCGCCCCCUCCGAUGCCGCCGCGUUUACUAUUAAAUCCGGUCAAACUCCCCGGAAACCGGUCAACUCCCCGGCCGGCUGUGGUCAACUCUCCUGCGGAACCGCUCAAGCCCAUGCGGCGGCCCAUCUAUUCAAUUCCACCAAUUCGGGCUCGGGCUUGACUUCGGGCUUCGGGCCCGGGCCCUGCUUUACCAGCACGUCUGGAAUGAACUACAGUGGUUAUAACAGUAUGGGGAAGAGGCAAAGGUUGGUUUAAUGAUGUCAAAAAAAUUCUAAUUUUUUUGUGUACAAAGGGAAAGAAAGAAAUGAUUGGUGGUGUGUAUAUGGCAAAAAGUAUCUCAAAGGAUUCAAUUUUUUUUUUUU